AUGCUAGUGAAGGCUUCGGCGCACGGUUUGCUGCCAGACGUGGACAUGUUGCGUUGCAAGGAGCACAAUAGCUUCGCAACGGAGUGCGUGCUGCCGCGCCGUGUUAAGCGUAGCCUACCCCCAUUGCCCGAGGACAAGGAGUGCAGCGGCAUGGAGCUGAAGAAAGGGAGUAAGGCGGCGCGGAGGCGUCGUCAGAGGCGACAUGUUCGGUUACCGGUUGUGCCUGAAUACGACGAGUGC
Molecule: messenger RNA, 240 nt
Organism: Iphiclides podalirius (scarce swallowtail)
Lineage: Eukaryota; Metazoa; Arthropoda; Insecta; Lepidoptera; Papilionidae
Source: the annotation of a GenBank genome assembly